AUGAAUUCAGGAAAAGAAGAGACAUGAUCGCCCAGAAGCUUUUCACUUGUUUAUCUUCUGCUGCUGCUGCUGCUGAACUUGGCUCUUCUGCUGAGGAAGAUCAGUCUGGAAAUGCACAAGAGGAAGAUGAUUCUGGAAAUGGGAAAGAAAAAAAUCAUUCUGAAAAUGUUGAAGAUCAAAGGCAGAGUGUAAAACAGCAUGGAAGACCUAUUAUUCGAAUCAAGUUUUUGAAUAAAGUAAUCAAAUGCUUUGCCUCUACUACUCCUGCUCCUAAUGCUGUCUCACUUGGCUCUUCUGCUGAGCAAGAUCAUUCUGGAAAUGCACAAGAGGAAGAUCAUUCUGGAAAUGGGGAAGAAAAAGAUAAAGAUCAUUCUGGAAAUGGGGAAGAAAAAGAUACGCAUUCUGGAAAUGUGGAAAAUAAAGAUCAGUCUGGAAAUGUGGAAGAGCCAAAGCAAAGCGUAAAACAUGUGGGUACUGAUCUUCAAGAGUGCAAAUUGAAGUCUGUGAAUGAGGAUUUUUUAAGAGAGAAGAUGGAAUCAUCCAAGAGAAGACUGCAACAAGGCUACCAACAAGCAGAAAGGGCCAAGAGGCAACGUACAGUUCAAGUAAUCGAACUGCAAGAUCUGCCCAAGCAGCAUGGAAGACCUACUUGUGAUAUGCCCAAACAGCAUGGAAGACCUACUUGUCAUAUGCCCAAACAGCAUGGAAGACCUAUUUUUCGAAAAAGUGGUAGAAGACCUAUUUUUUGAAUAAGCAAUUUCAGCUUAGUUCAUUAUCUCUGGUGAGGGGAAUAUAUGCAGCUCCUUAUGGGCAUCCCCAUUAUGUAAGGGACAGAAAGAAAAAAACAUUACAUUGUUAUUUUGACAAAAUUUG
Cryptomeria japonica (Japanese cedar) is the source of this 873-nucleotide messenger RNA. RefSeq lists its product as uncharacterized. The record is from RefSeq and is a predicted model, not a curated record. The coding region runs from base 24 to 749 and encodes 241 amino acids. The transcript has 2 exons. Lineage: Eukaryota; Viridiplantae; Streptophyta; Pinopsida; Cupressales; Cupressaceae.